Ostreobium quekettii is the source of this 4014-nucleotide messenger RNA. The record is from the annotation of a GenBank genome assembly. NCBI's taxonomy places the organism in Eukaryota, Viridiplantae, Chlorophyta, Ulvophyceae, Bryopsidales, Ostreobiaceae.
AUGAUGACGGCAGGCAUGGGGCCGGUCGUGGCGGCCAGAGGGUCGCCGAUGGGGAAUCGGGCGGUGCGGGCCAUCGUGCGGCGCUUCUGCCUGGCGGCCGUUUUAGUAAUUGCCGUUGUGGGGCCCUGCCGCGGCAUGGAGGCUCGCGGGGAGGGGGAGUGGAGCGCGUCGAGCGCGGCCGGCCUGCAUGCGGCCCUGGGCGCGAUGCACACCGCGGAGGAUCGCGCGGGGGUAGUCGUGGCCAACAACAGCAUCUUCAUUGACCGCGUGGCCCUGAUCCCGACGAUCAGGCUUAGGGAGAGCGUGACGGUGGCGGGCCGGCGGCGGGGCACGUGGCUGCAGGUGGAGGCGCGGGACAGGCCGCUGCUGAGGCUGGACCCGGAGGCGGCCCCCGUGCUCACCUUCGUCAAUUUCACGGUUUACCUGGGCGGGGGGGAGGGCACACUGGAGGAGGCGAUUGGAGGGCUCGUGGACGCCCCCGCUCCCACGGAGCUGGUCUUCAGGAACACCACCUUUGCCGUUGACGCCAGGGCCUGGGUGCUGCUGCGGCGCGACAUUUUGGAGCUGGGGGCGGCCCGGGGGGAGGAGGCGGCGGUGAGCGUGGUCGGUUCGGAUUUGAGGAUUGAUGAGAUGGCCCUGGGCUCGGCCACGCUGCUGGACGUGUCGUUCAGGCGGCGGCGGAGCGGCGAGGUGGUGCCGCCGAUCGUGCGGAACGUCAGCGACGCGGCCGACCUGCUUGAGGUGCUCAACCUGGCGGAGGACCCCGCGACGCCGGCGCCGCCCGUGAAAGGCGUCCUGAUCAAGAACGUGUCGGUGGGCGAAGAUGACUUGAGCGAAAGCGGGAGCGCCGACAUCGUGGGGAAGGUGGUGCUGUCGGCGCCCCCGGACACGCGCACCACGCUGCGCGUGGCGCCCAUCGUGGGGCCCGGCACCCUGGCGCAGGUGGCGCCCACCGGCCAGCUCGUCCUGCUGGACCUGAUGGAGAACCUGACCUUCGCCAUCCCGGGCGACAAGGAGUGCGGCGAGAUGGACGCCGCGUGCAUGCUCAACGUGCGGUACCACUCCAGCGUGAACUUCGACGCGGGCGCCUGCGACUGCUCGAUCACGCUCAUCAACACCACCAUCCUGUCCACCUGCGAGCACGUCUCCAACCUGUCCAACACCGUGGCGGUGUUCAACGCGGACCUGGACACCCUCCCGGAAGUGGAACUGGCCCCCUCAAGGGACAACCGGACGGUGCGGUUCGUGAGCUACCUGGGGCGUGGCACGUGCCUCGCGAACGUGACGCUGACGUGCGAUCCGGAGGUUGCGAAGGAGAGCAUCAGGGGCCAGCUCCCCCUGCAGGGGCCGAGCCCUGCGGGCUCGAAGCCUUCCAGGGAGGAGUCGGCGAUCUACAUCCUGCUCGGGGUGGGAGGGGGCGUCAUACUGGUGUGCCUGGUGGGGCUGAUAUGGCCGCCCAGGACGUUCUGCCGGAAUGUGGCCGCCAGGGUGGGAAUGGUGAAGGGGAAGGAGGGAUCCUUUGUGGGGAUUUUGAGUGAAGACGACGAGUAUGAUGUCACCGGAAGGCGCGCGGAGAAGAGCGCGGAGAAGAGGGCUGCGAAGAUGUCCAGCCCGGGGAGCGAGCAAUGGGACAUCGAGCAAUAUUUCCACGAGCAGAUCACUGGCCAGCAGCGGGGCGUGUCAGACAAUGCCGUCACGAUCGAGGAGCAGCUGGCGACGGGCGGCUAUGGUGUGGUGUACAAGGGGCGUUGGAGGGGGAUACCGGUGGCUGUGAAGACGGUGGUGUUUCAGGAUGACCCCAUGACCACAGGAAAGGAGAAGGAGCGUGCCAUAUUGGAGGCGGCGAUCAGCUCCAGCAUUGCCCACAGAAAUGUGGUGCAGACCUACCACCACUCGUUCAAACGGCUGCAACUGGAUGAGAAGACGGAAGAGUAUGGUUGGGACAUCAAGGGGAAUGCAAAGGAGGGGGACUGGAAGCUGUACAUCGUGCAAGAGCUGUGUGAGCACGGUUCCUUGCGCAGCGCCCUCAAAAAGGGCCUGUUUGCAUCUUGCACCACCCACAAGAAACUGCUUGGUGCGGUUGUGCAAGUGGCAAUGGAUGUGGCGAACGGACUUGCUCAUCUGCACCACCACAACGUCAUUCAUGGCGACCUGAACACAAAGAACGUGCUGCUGCAGCAUGAGACUCAUGCGGAGGGCCCACUGCAAGUCGUCUGCAAGCUUGCAGAUUUUGGGCUGAGUGUGAAGAUGGGCUCUUGCGAGUCGCACGUAUCUGAUCACAGAGCUGGGACACCUUUCUACAUGGCGCCAGAGGUGGCCCAGAAAGGCGUUCUGUCCAAGAAGUCAGACGUCUUCUCCUUUGGCGUCGUGAUGUGGGAGAUCUACCACCAGAGCUCACCUGUGCAGUCCUUAGGGGAAGGCAGCCUUAAGUAUCACGAGAAGUUUCCCAAGUACCCAGUCACCUGCCCCAUGCUGUACGCCCUCCUCUGUGUCGUGUGCCUGUCUCCAAGGCCCGCCGACCGACCUGACUUCAACUUCGUCAAGAAGGUGCUCAAGACGCUGUCUGUGAAGCUGCAGUCUGACGACUACACCCAGCCGAAGAACAUCCAGAAGGAGAACUUGGCCGUGGUGUCGCAGCUGAACGGCAAGAAUGGCGCAGAGCUCCUGCAGCUGCUCUCGGAUCAGGUGGAGUUAGAGGCGAAAUUGCACGGCGUCGACCUGUCGCAGCCAUCCGAGUCGCCGCCUCCAACUGAAACCAAGCUGGACAUGCAGAGUCUGCUGACCAGCAAGGAGGUGUCUGCCAGGGCGCUGCUGUCUCCCAAGACUUGCAUCUCUUCCCCCACCCAUCCCCCGACGCCCUCGCCCAGGCCACACACACCCUCGGGGUCUCGCUCUCCAACCCACGGCCCACACUCCUGGGUGAGCAUGGCCCAAGGCAGCGAGGAGGAGCGCCGGUUCAUUGGAAGCGCAGUCUCCGACGCACACGACAGCGGCGCGGACGAGCUUGUGUGGAGCGCGGACAAUGAGCCGAAUGGGGCCAACUCCUACGUCAUGUCGGUGUCCAUCGACGCGCCCGACAGCGAAGGGGCAGGCAUGACGUUCGCAUGGGACCCAGUCGUGAACUGUGAGGCCGUUGGGGACGGUGCGCCUGCGGGUGUCAGCAUCCCCAGCGGCGGGGCCGGUCACCUUCAACAGGACGCACCGGAGAGAGAGGGGACGGGCUUCAGGUUUGCAUGGGACCCAACCUUCAAUGGUGAAGCAUCGUGGGACGACGGCCCAGCGCCCGUGGCCCCCCCUGGCGGCAGCUCUGGGUAUGCUGCACAUGUGGUGGCCUCGUCAGAGUCCAUAUCCCUGGGCAUCUCUCCAAGCCCGCUCACCCCGGCCGGUGACACAGCGGAUGUGCUCCCCAGCUCCCUAUGGUUAGGAGGCAAGGCAGCUGACAUGUUGUCCCCUGCAUUUCCCCAACCUCACCGGCACGUUGCUGUGCCACUGGCGCAGGCUAGUGGUCCCAGCACGCCUCCCACAGCCAGCUCGACGCCCCCGCUGGAAGGCGUGCACCAGCCGUCGUUCGUGGGCCACCGUGCUGUGCCAGGAGGACAGUCGAGGUACAUCCUGAACUGGAGCGCUGCCGCCACACAGCCGCCCGCCCCGCCGCCACCUGUGCAUGGGGACCUGCAGGCGUCCAUUCAGCCGUUGGGCAUGCAGGUUGCGCCGAGCAUUGGCCCAUUGGGUGUGGUUGGCAUUGGGGGGAAUUCUUCAAGGGAGGGCGUGGGAGGUCGUGAACAGUCCGAGAUGGGGAUUAGCGCAGCCAGGAAUGCCCAGGAAGUGGGGGGGGUGGCGAGCGAGGGGGGCGUCCUGUGGACGAUGAGUAGCUUCAGGCAACAGCUGGGGGAAUUGGCCAACAGGCACGGCAGGUUGCGGCCAGGGUUCGAGCCGCAGUCCAGCCCGCCCUCUUCCGAGCAUGGGAGCAGCAUGCCCUUUCACAGUAUUGGACAAGGGGGGAGGAGACCGUGA